Staurois parvus is the source of this 305-nucleotide messenger RNA. Lineage: Eukaryota; Metazoa; Chordata; Amphibia; Anura; Ranidae. The record is from the annotation of a GenBank genome assembly.
AUGGGCGCAAGGCAGUGCUCUCGUACUAGGACAACGGAUCAGUGUAGCCCCAUCAGUGUCCAUCGGUGCACAUCAAUGCCACAUAUCAGUGUACAUCAAUGCCACAUAUCAGUGCCUACCAGUGUACAUCAAUGAACUGCCCAUCUGAACUGCCUUUCAGUGCCACCUAUCAGUGCCAGUCAGUGCUGCCUAUCAGUGCCAUAUAUAUGAGUACUGCCUUUCAGUGCCCAUCAGUGAUGCCUGUCAAUGCCCAUCAGUGCCACCUACCAGUGCAGCCUAUUACUGCUCAUCACGGCAGCCUCAUU